AUGCCAAAGCGCAUUCACAGUGCCAGUGAUCGUGAUGAUAAUAAUGAGUCAACCAGUACAUCAAAACGUACUCGGAAAGCAACUGAAUUAAAUAAUCUUUGUCAAGAAUAUUACGAUACGUUUCGAUCGUACAAAUCUGAAGAUGGUAGAAUUCUUUGUGAAAAUUUUAUUCGAUUACCAACCAAAAGGGCAAAUACUGAUUAUUAUACUUCAAUUAAAGAACCAAUUGAUUUAACUGAAAUUCAACAAAAAAUUCAUUCAGAUCAAUAUGAUUCAUUCGAACAAUUUCUUGAUGAUAUUGAAUUACUUAUAAAUAAUGCUAAAAAUUAUUAUCGAAAAAAUUCUAUGGAAUGGAAAGAUGCAAAUGAAUUAUCAAAAUAUUUUUAUUCAAAAACAAAAUCUCAAUCCAUCGAUUCUUAUUAUUUUGAAGAAUUUUUUACAGCAAUUUAUAAUACUCGAAUUGAUAAUCGUCCUAUAACGGACAUAUUUUUAUUUUUACCUUCACGAAAAAUUUAUCCUGAUUAUUAUUUAAUAGUAACAAAGCCAAUUGAUUUAAAAAUGAUUGCAAUGAAAAUUCAAAAUAAUGAAUAUUCAUUACUUGAUGAUAUGGAGAAUGAUUUAUUAUUAAUGAUUUCUAAUGCAAGAAAAUAUAAUGAUCCAAAAUCACAAAUUUAUAAAGAUACAUGUGCAUUAAAAAAAAUUAUUACUAGUGUUAAAAAUGAACUUGAUACAGCAUUAAAAACACCUAAUGAUCGAUUAAGACUUAGUAAACGUGAUGUUCUUCUAUCAUCGGAAGUAGCAAAUAUGGAAUAUCCAGAAGAACCUGAUGAUGAAGAAAUCAUUCAACAAACAAAUGAUGAUGCUGAUUCAGAAACAAGUUCACUUGGUGAUGAAGAAGAUUCAUAUAGAAUAUUAUAUAAUAGUAUUAGAAAUUAUAAACUUGGUGCUCAAAGUUUAAUUGAUCCAUUUAUGAAAUUACCUAAUAAAAGAUUUCAUCAUGAUUAUUAUGAAGAAAUAAAACGGCCAAUUGCAAUGUCUUUAAUUAAAAAUCAUAUAAAAAAAGGAAAAUAUACAGAUUUAGGUGAUCUUGUAGAUGAUUUAAAAUUAAUGUUUGAUAAUGCAAUGCAAUAUAAUCAAGAAGGAUCAUUAAUAUAUAAUAGUGCUAAAAAAUUACUAGAUGUUACUUUACUCAAAGCUCAUGAACUUGGUUAUGAUGAACAAAAACCACGAUUAAAAGAAGCUCGUGUUAACAUUCCAAUGAUUACAAUCAAAGAUGAAUAUUUAAUAGCAUCAAGUCCUCAAUCACCUAAUUUUCAACGAAAUCGAUCAUCAAAAAAACCUAUAAAAUCUACAGAACAAAAUAUUCAAUCAAUCUAUACUUUCAUUCGAGAAUAUCGAGAAAAUGAUAUUGGAUUAAUUGCACCAUUUUUAGAAUUACCAUCAGCUGAAGAAUAUCCUGAUUAUUAUGAAACAAUAGAACAACCUAUUGAUAUGUCAAUGAUAAAAGAUAAAAUGGAUAAAGGAAUUUAUAAACGUGAACAAGAUAUUAUUGAUGAUCUAAAUCGAAUGUUUAGUAAUGCUAAAGUUUAUAAUGUUGAUGAAUCUUAUAUAUUUAAAUAUGCUUCUCGUCUUGAACAAGCAUUAGCAAAUAAAUAUAAAACAAUAAUAAUUAAAAAAGAAAGAACAUCACAAUCAAAUCGAAUAUUAACUAAAAAGUAUUGUAGAAAAAAAAA
Messenger RNA from Rotaria sordida, 1733 nucleotides. Lineage: Eukaryota; Metazoa; Rotifera; Eurotatoria; Philodinida; Philodinidae. The record is from the annotation of a GenBank genome assembly.